CCGUAUCCUAUACCUAGAUACCUUUUUCAUUUUCCUCAUCCUUUCUAUCAGGCGGCUGUAGUGCACAAAUGGUGGGAGUAUACAGGUCGACCUGACCCAGGGGAGGAGGAGGUUGUUAACAGCCUCAAGAGAUUAGUCACUUCAGUUUUGACCCAUCCGAUGACCAUUGGUAAAGCUGUUGCAAACUAUACACCUAAAAGAAAGAAGGAUUCCCCUAAGUCUGUUCAUCUGGUUGGAACAGAUACUCCAGAGGCAACAAUGGUGUAUGCUGGUUUCUAUGUUGAGAUCUUGAACUGUAACCCCUUGAACCCGAUCAAGUUGACGAUGGUGUCCCCUAGCGCCGGGAACAGGCAGCUGGCCAAGGACUGUUCUCCCUCCAGUCCUAUGCUUAUACAUGACAGAUGUAAGUUGACUGCAUGGGACGGUCUGUACCAUGAUUUCUGGGAAAGAUAUGUCCAGACUAGGAAGAUGGAACGCCCUGAGAUUGUUAUGGCAAUUCAUCCCAGGUAACUACAAUGAGACCCAUA
This is a messenger RNA of Eurytemora carolleeae, 527 nucleotides long. RefSeq names its product putative protein MSS51 homolog, mitochondrial. Lineage: Eukaryota; Metazoa; Arthropoda; Copepoda; Calanoida; Temoridae. The record is from RefSeq and is a predicted model, not a curated record. The transcript has 6 exons. The coding region runs from base 160 to 510 and encodes 116 amino acids.